This is a messenger RNA of Closterium sp. Naga37s-1, 3957 nucleotides long. NCBI's taxonomy places the organism in Eukaryota, Viridiplantae, Streptophyta, Zygnematophyceae, Desmidiales, Closteriaceae. The record is from the annotation of a GenBank genome assembly.
AUGGUUCAGGGGUUGAGGGCACUCAAAUCGGCGCUAGUGGAAUACGUCAAGAGAUGCGUUGCUGAGAGGCGGUCGGCGCCGGCCAAUCACCCUACUGGGCCAAGUACCAACCCCCUCGACGACGACGGAAUCGAAACUAAGACGGCGUCUCAAGCUGGCGUGGAUCGCCCGGCGUAUUCCGGCGCGCACGACACUAGAACUAGCGGUCAUGUUGGCGGCGGUGGCGAGGCCGACUUGGAGGAGGAGGAUGAAGAGGAGGAGGAGGAGCGUGCAGGGAAGAAGGCUGUUGGUGCUGAGGCGGACACAGACGCCGACCACGGUGCUGGUCGUGACCCGACGUCGACCGGCGGGACAGGCGCAACUGCAGCGUCGGCUGGGGACAAGUCUCGUAGGAAGGCGCCGGUGCAUGGUCAGCCUGCGUCGACCACAUCUUCAAAGUCGGCGUUUGCAGCCGCACUUGCUCACGUGAAGCGACUGGAAGAGGAGAACAAGAAACUGAGGGACGAGAAUGCGGGGCUGCGGUCGGAUCUGGUUACCGAGAGGGGUCGGACGGAGGGGUUGUUGGCGACGGCGGCUGAGUGCCUCGCGGCUGUCAAGUCGCUUACCGAACGCGUCGCCGCCGCCGAGCAGACCGCGGGGACACACAUCUCCACAGCCACAGCAGCCAUGACCGGCGUCUUCACCAAGGUGCUGGAUGAUCGGGUUGCUCCGGUCAAGGCGUGCAGCAGCAUGGCGACGCCGUUGUUGGGGGAAAUCACAAAGGGCUUGGACAAGCUGGCCGUCGCCCGCCGUGAUGCCGACGUGCGGUUGGGGAACCACGUGACCAGCGUGGGGGAUAACGUUAAGGCGGUGUUGGCCGAUUACAUCCAGACCAAGUUAGCCUCAACUUCCACCAACAUCGUCGGCAGCUUAUCCCGCAGCAUCGCGCCGCCCCCGCCCGGUCCAUCCCCCGCGCUGCCUGAAGAAGUCAUCAAAGCAAUGAGGGAUGACAUUGUUCAGGCGGUAACCGCCGUCACGCAGCAGGCGCUGGGAACCGUCGGCUUCACGCUUCUGCCCAACGUGCUUGCUACAAUGAGGCUGGGGCGGCGUGGUUCGUCCCCGUCGGCCGGCGACCUGGAGACCGCGCAAAGGCAAAGGCCGGAUAAAAGGGCUGGCAGCGGAAGUGCAGCCGACGGCGACAACGCGGGAAAUUCGAAGCGGAGUAAAGGUGUUGGUGGGGAGCGAGCAGUCGGCGGCGACGUUCCAGAUCGUGCCCAGUCCGGUUCUCCCGUCCUCGACAUGCUGAGGAGAAAAGGGGCGACAACUCGGCUCCUUGGCCCGCAAAGUAGAGGCGGAGCCGGCGGCAGCUCGGAGGGCAGGACUGCCGCCGAGGAGGGUGUGCGAGCCGGCGGGUCUUCCACUCACGGCGGUGGAAGGAAAGGUCCGGAGAUUCCACGUCCUGGAGCAAGCGAGGUAGCACCACCGCCGUCCGAUCGUGGUAACGUCGCCGUUGAAUCGGUUGAAGUGCAGGCCGACGCGGCGAUACCUACCAUCAACACGGCGACCGGUGCCAGUACCAACGCCGGGUUGUUCCCGACAGGCGUUGAUCGCGGGCCGCCAUUCGAAGUUGAGGCUCCGUUAAUCGGCGAUCAGACUCACCAGGUUCCUGUGGUCGGCGUGGGGGGGGACACGGGCGCCCUCGGCGUGGAGGACACGGGCGAUCUCGGCGUGGAGGAUGAUCCCGUGGCGAGAGCGUUGAUGGAGGAGCUUCUUGCUUUUCAGGCGCCAUCGCAGCAGCAGCCCGUCGCCAUCGACAACGCCGCUGUCCCAACAACUCGCGGGGGGGCGCAACCUGUCGCCGGUACAGCACCAACAGCCCCGGUCUCGGCCGAUGUCAACGCGCAUCACACGGCAGCACCAUCUGCUGAUCCGCCGACAACUGGGCCCGUCGCAGCGCCAACCACGGGGCAAGACAACGCCGGUCAGACCCUCACGGACCCGGUCGCGGCCAUGCUUCUGGCCGCGGUCAACUCGUUUCAAGCGGCGGCACCUUCAUCGCAUCCGCCAACUACUGUCACCAGCGCAGCGCCAACCAUGCAGCUCCCUGCCGCUGUUGCCACGCCGUCGGACCCAGUCUCGGACAUGCUGAUGGCCGAGGUCAACGCGCUUUCAGCAGGUGCACAAUCCGCUCAACCGCAGACUCACGGCACGCGUAUUGCGCCGACCACGGUCGGCGCGGCGUCCGGACAAGGUGAUUGGGGCGCGGUGGCAGGAGACGAUGGUGCGGGGGAGAUCCCUCUCAUCAUCGAGGACGAGGAUGUGGAAUUGAUACAAGCGGCGAUGGAAGCAGACGAAGUUGCCGCACUUCAGUCUGUGGGAGGUACGUCGGGCAUCAGUGGCGUGGAGGGUCGGCCUGCCAGUGUUACAGCGUCCACCCAGGCCGGGCAGACCGUGCAGCCGGCCCGUCUGGCGUCCACCGGCGUCAGUGUAGCCGGCCAGGCUGUUCCGCCCAUUCAGAGUCAUCCUGCCGGCUUCAUACAGGUGGAUAGGGCCUUCCAGACCGGCCCGACCGGCGUCAGUGGAGCUGACCAGGCUGGUCUGGCGGGACCGUCCACUCGGCCCACCGCCGUUACAGUGGCUACUCAGGCCGUCCAGGCUGUUCCGCCCAUACAGAGUCAUCCUGCCGGCUUCAUACAGGUGGAUAGGGCCUUCCAGACCGGCCCGAGCGGCGUCACUGGUUCUGACCAGGCUGGUCUGGCGGGACAGUCCACUCGGCCCACCGCCGUUACAGUGGCUACUCAGGCCGGCCAGGCCGGGCCUUCGGACAGGUCGGCGGGCGUCACUGUUGCGGACCUGGCGGGUCAGGCGGGGACGUCCACUGUUCUGGCCGGUGGACCAGUGGGUGAACACGCCGACAAGGAUGGACAGACCGAUCGUGCGGCUGGAGUCGGCGAAAAAAAGCCGAAACGGAAGGGUAAAGCCGCCGCGUCGCAGAAGGCCGUCGUUCCGAAAGAUCGCAGGGGGCAUGGUAUUAGGCUGGACAGGACGAGCGGUGGCGAGUGGCAGGGCGAGGUAAACCUGGCUGGAAAGAGUCGCUACACGGGGAGAUCGGACGACAGGAUGGAAGUGGCGUACCUCAACGGCGUUGCGACGACCAUCUUCGACGGACACGCCAGCCAAGUCUUGUUGGCCGAAAUGACCGGCGUUAAAGCCGAAGAAAUGACGCGGUGGAAGGCGGAGUGGGAGGAGGCGAAGGUGAUGCCGAAGGGUAUGUGGACGGUGAUGUGGUCCCGCGGCGCCACCAUGUUUCGUGCACGGUUCCAGAAAGUCCUCGCCGACUUCAAACAGAAGAAGUCAUCAGGGCCCCCGCUGAUGAAAGUGCUGAGGCCGGCGGUGUGGUUCGGCACUGGUUGGGAGCCGGCCAAGCGCAAGCAGCAGCUCAGCGACAUCAUCAACCGCGCUUGCUUGUGCGCGGCGUUUGGGCCAGUCGCGGCAGAUGCCGUCCCCAAAACUGGUGCAGAUGCCAAGCGCAUAGGCCAAGCUGUCGCUGCUUCAUCUUGCGCCGUCUGGUGCUUCGCCGAGACCGUGGCCGAGGUCGGCAAUGCGGCGGGUGAAGCGAAGGCGGCGGCACUGCUAUGUGAAGCGAGCACCGAUUUUGCUGACACUUGUCACGACGUCGUGGUUGCGGUGCUAGAAACGGCGGUUGCGAGACAACCCGUCCUGGGAGAGGUCUCGUGCAACGUCACCGACGCACUGCAGAAGGAUGCUCUUCGGAAGGCGUGCAAGGGCUGUGACCCCACACCCGACGCCGGGAUUAUCGCGAGGGCGACUAUCGAGACCCUCACUUUCUGGGGGUCGUGCAACGCCGGCGGCCCCCUUCUCCGAGCACGCGACAUUCAAGUGCCGCUGGACAAGCAGAUGGAGAAGGAUAUGGAUAACAGGGGAAAGAAGGGACAGAAGGGGAAGCACGCCGCGUAG